AUGAUGGAGGAUGCUGCUAACUCUAAUGGUACAGAGGAUAGAGAAAACAUGUUCCUAACAGUAGCAAUUGAAGAAGCAUAUAAAGCGGUUGAAAGAGGUGAUGGUCGCCCAUUCGGUGCCGUUAUUGUUCGAAAUGAUGAAAUAGUUGCAAGCUGUCAUAACAUGGUUGUAAGAAACACUGAUCCCAGUGCUCAUGCUGAGAUUGCUGCUAUAAGAGAGGCUUGUCGAAAGUUGAAUCGAGUUCAACUUGCUGACUGUGAAAUAUACGCUUCUUGUGAGCCUUGUCCAAUGUGCCUUGGUGCGAUUCAUUUUUCCAAAAUCAAGAGACUUGUUUAUGGAGCUAAAGCAGAAGCUGCAGUAGCUAUUGGAUUCGAUAAUAUCAUUGCUGAUGCACUGAAAGACACUGGUUUUUAUCAGAAGGUCAACUUGGAGAUCAAAAAGGCUGAAGGUAGUGUUGCUAUAAUUGCAGAACAAGUAUUUGAGAAGACCAAAGACAAGUUUGUUGUACCCUGA
This is a messenger RNA of Sphenostylis stenocarpa, 513 nucleotides long. NCBI's taxonomy places the organism in Eukaryota, Viridiplantae, Streptophyta, Magnoliopsida, Fabales, Fabaceae. The record is from the annotation of a GenBank genome assembly.